GCAAUUGUUUAGGACCGCGACACCGAGGCAUCUACUACCGUAACGGACAUUUUUCCUUUUCAGUUACAAAUGUACAAUUAUUGAGUCAUCAUUCACCUGAAUUACUUAGCAACGGCGCCGUCAGGAGAUAUCGAGUAGUUUGGAAUUGAAUAUUUCAAGUAAAAAAGAAAAGACAUAAGUAUGAGCACCGGAGAUGGUCAAAUUUCCAGCCAGCUUAGACGGCAGUCAUCUGAUAAUUCUGGGUCCCCUCCCAGCCUUUCAGAGAAGGUUACUCACCUGACCUCUAUAGCUACAGGUCAACUUAUGAAGAUACCAGAAGAGGAUAGGCUUGGCCUGUGCAGAAGCGUUUCUGAAUUUGAGAAGCUAAAUCGAAUUGGAGAAGGAACUUAUGGCAUUGUGUAUCGUGCCCGUGACAUGAAGAGCAAGGAGAUUGUGGCACUGAAGAAAGUUCGCAUGGAGAAAGAGAAAGAUGGUUUACCAAUCAGUGGCCUUCGAGAGAUCCAUCUCCUGAUCAACCUCAGACAUGAGAAUGUGGUAGAACUCCGAGAGGUAGUUGUUGGUCAGCAUCUUGACAGUAUAUUUCUAGUGAUGCAGUACUGUGAGCAGGACCUUGCCAGCUUGCUUGACAACAUGCCUUCCCCGUUCACAGAGACCCAGGUCAAAUGCCUUGCCCUCCAGAUGCUGCGAGGUCUACGCUAUCUCCAUGACAACUUUGUCAUCCACCGAGAUCUAAAGGUCUCUAAUCUCCUGUUGACAGACAAGGGCUGCCUCAAGAUAGCUGACUUUGGUCUUGCCAGGCGCUAUGGUCUCCCUGUUAGACCUAUGACCCCUAGGGUCGUGACGCUGUGGUACAGAGCUCCAGAGCUUUUGUUUGGUUCCACAGAUCAGACUACAGCCAUAGACAUGUGGGCAGCAGGAUGCAUCCUCGGUGAGCUCCUCGUCAACAAACCCCUCAUGCCAGGAGCUUCAGAACUUCACCAAAUUAACCACAUCAUAGACCUUGUCGGGACACCUAAUGAUACCAUCUGGCCCGGAUUCUCAGAGCUUACUAUGGUCCAGAAUUUUACUUUGAAGAAGCAGCCUUACAAUAAUCUGAAAGCCAAGUUCCAAUGGUUAUCCCAGUCUGGCCUGCGUCUUCUUAACUCUCUUCUUAUGUACGAUCCAAGGAAAAGAGCUUCAGCAGAGGAGAGCCUACAGAGUUCCUAUUUCAAAGAACAGCCUUUACCUUGUGACAAAGCCUUGAUGCCAACAUUCCCUCAUCAUCGUAACAAGAGAAAAUCCAACACAAGGCCUGAGCAUAGACCUUCACAAUAUGGGAAGAAUGAACUGGGAGUUGCAUUUGGAUCUGGAGACACCAAGAAGAGUAAGAGAUGAUGCGUGUCUACCAUUGACUAGAAUGCACAAGAUGAAUGCCCUAUACUGGAGAGGUUCG
Molecule: messenger RNA, 1432 nt
Organism: Lytechinus variegatus (green sea urchin)
Lineage: Eukaryota; Metazoa; Echinodermata; Echinoidea; Temnopleuroida; Toxopneustidae
Product: cyclin-dependent kinase 10-like
Exons: 12
Coding region: 181-1374 (397 amino acids)
Biological process (GO): protein phosphorylation; regulation of mitotic cell cycle
Cellular component (GO): nucleus
Molecular function (GO): cyclin-dependent protein serine/threonine kinase activity; ATP binding
Source: RefSeq, a predicted model, not a curated record